This is a messenger RNA of Periophthalmus magnuspinnatus, 8111 nucleotides long. RefSeq names its product DOP1 leucine zipper like protein A (gene dop1a). Gene Ontology annotation, biological process: Golgi to endosome transport. Gene Ontology annotation, cellular component: endosome; trans-Golgi network. The coding region runs from base 407 to 7846 and encodes 2479 amino acids. NCBI's taxonomy places the organism in Eukaryota, Metazoa, Chordata, Actinopteri, Gobiiformes, Gobiidae. The record is from RefSeq and is a predicted model, not a curated record. The transcript is spliced from 37 exons.
GACUUACCUCUACUCUGCAGUGCAGUCUGGGAGCUGUCAAUCGUAUCGCAUUGUACCUUUGCCAAAAGAUCUGUCCUGCUCACCACUGUUUAUGUUUACUCACAGUGGUAAUAAGUGAUGAGAAUUGCAAAUAUGUAGUCUUGGACACAGUAACGUCUUGUUUUUUAUUCCGUAUGUAAAAAAACACUCUUGAAUUGGCUUCUGACAUCGCAGCCGGGGCCCUGUAUCUCCAUCAUUUAACAACCUGCUACCAGCGUUAGCCUGUUUGCUUGUCUUUUCACUGAUGUUGUCAGCUGUUUUUGGUCAAGAAACAUGGGUCAUUAACAGUCAUCGGCCAAUAAACAACAACGGUGUGAUGCGUCUAUGUGUGCUGAGUGUUUAACAUCACCCAAAAACACUAAGGAGGAUGAAUGCAGAGGAGGUGGAGCUGCUCAGUGACUCCAAAUACAGGAAUUAUGUUGCCGCUGUGGACAAAGCCCUCAAGAACUUUGAGUAUUCCAGUGAAUGGGCUGAUCUUAUCUCAGCUCUGGGAAAACUCAACAAGGUUUUACAGAACAAUGCUAAAUACCAAGUGGUGCCCAAGAAGCUGACAAUAGGCAAACGGCUGGCCCAAUGCCUCCACCCUGCCCUUCCGAGUGGGGUCCACCGCAAAGCCUUGGAAACCUAUGAGAUCAUUUUCAAAAUAAUUGGUUCCAAGAGGCUAGCAAAAGAUCUCUUCCUCUACAGCGCUGGACUCUUCCCUUUACUGUCCAAUGCUGCUAUGUCUGUAAAACCUGUGCUUCUCGGACUCUAUGAGACCUAUUAUCUGCCCUUGGGAAAGACUUUAAAACCAGGCCUACAGGGAUUGCUGACUGGUGUACUUCCUGGUCUAGAGGAGGGAUCUGAGUACUAUGACAGAACAAACACUUUGUUAGAAAAAGUGGCUGGUGCUGUGGAGCAGUCGGCCUUCUACAGUGCCUUGUGGGGCAGUAUACUGACCAGCCCCGCAGUGCGUCUGCCUGGGGUCUCCUUUGUCCUGCUUCAUCUCAACCGCAAGCUCUCAAUGGAAGACCAGCUUUAUGUCAUGGGAAAUGAUAUUGAACUGAUGGUGGAAGCAGUCAGUACCUCUGUCCAGGACUCAAGUGUGCUCGUCCAAAGAAGCACCCUGGACCUGAUACUCUUCUGCUUUCCCUUCCAUAUGAGUCAGGCAACCCGCCCAGACAUGAUCCGGAUCCUGUCAGCAGCUUUGCAUGUGGUUUUGAGAAGAGACAUGUCCCUGAACCGCAGACUCUACGCCUGGCUGCUGGGCUUUGACAACAAUGGGGUGAUGGUAGGCCCUCGCAGUACACGGCAGAGCAAUCCAGAAGAGCACGCUAGCCAUUACUUCAAUGCCUACUCUAAAGAUAUGUUGGUGCAGGCAAUGGUGGGAAUAUUGCAGGGCAAAGCCAGAGGUGGUGAAGAGGAAAGCAUUCUUAUGCAUGACCUUAAGCCAUUUCGCAUCCUCAUCAGCCUCCUGGAUAAACCAGAGCUUGGUCCAGCAAUCCUUGAAGAUGUUUUAAUUGAGGUAUUUCGUACUUUACAUACACAGUGUCAAACAGAGUUGGAUCUCCAAAGUCAAAGUCCAUUUAGCAAAGAUCACACACACCUCAGCAGUAAACUACGUGAAAAUAAAAAAACGGCAGAGCUAAUAAAAACAGCCAAUUUGCUGUUCAAUUCAUUUGAGCCCUACUACAUGUGGGACUACAUCUCCCGCUGGUUUGAGGAGUGUUGCAGAAGGACAGUGACCAGUGGAGCUCAGGGCCCUCGACACGCCGGGGCCAUAGACUGUCCAGAACUCUCUCUGGUGGAGUUUUGUCAGCUCGUCGAUUUUCUUCUGGAUAUUGUUUCAUUGGAAACAUACAUAGAGAUCCAGACAGAGCAUCUCCCUCAGCUGCUGCUGCGGAUGGUGGCUGCUCUCACUGUUCACCUCCAAGCUCUGGGCCUUGGAGAACUCACCCACUGCCUUCGCCUCUGUUCAAAAAUUCUCAGUAAAGUGCAGCCCCCCCUGGUCUCACCUCUAGUGUUACCCCUGGGCCCUCAGGCACCAGGCAUUUCAAACCCUACUACUGCUCCAUCACAUUCAGCAUCAGACAGGCCCAAAGACAAGGAGGAGAGACAGACUCCUCCUUCAACCUUAGAGCUACCCAUAAGUGGAGAAGUAUUUGAGGAGGGUGAGAAUCGUCCCAGCGCGCGCUCCCCUGAGAUUGGCUUUACAGACUUUGUGCAGUACCAGGGCGAUGGAGAGGAAGCCAACAGGACCCCUAAUGCCACCCCAACUCUCAAAACUGGCCGACGCUCGUCAGGCCUGUCUCAGUCCAAACCUCUGGACAAACCUAUUAUGCAGUGCUGCCUGGAGCACUUCCAGCUGUUCCUCUCACGCCUCAUCACACUGUAUGUUGUCCCUAGUCAAGAGAGAGUGGAGGCCCAGCACAUGGCAACCCUGGUGGUGGAAGGCUCUGUGUCCAGGGUUCAACAAACAGAACUAUUUGAAUCAGAGUUGGCCCAAAAAGAAAUUGUUGCUGCAUUUACUGCAGCCUGUCAGCUCUUCCUGGAGUGCUCUAGUUUUCCUGUCUAUAUUGCAGAAGGCAACCUGAAACCCUCAGCAUCACAAGAUGAGCAACUUAACAAUGAGCACGUAAGCCUCCCCAUCUGGCUCCAGAACCUGAUGGAUGCCUGUUGCUUGGCCACAGACUUCUGCUUUCAGGGUGUAGCCAUCUCAUUGCUCAUGGAUCUGGUGGGGCUCACACAGUCGGUUGCCAUGGUGGCAGCUGAAAGUGUGGCAUCAGGAGGCAACUCUGAGUCAACCCAACCCAUGAGCCCCAGCCAGGGACGAGUGGCUGUGGUCAUCAGACCUCCACUCACUCAGGGAAUCCUCAAGUACAUUGCAGAUAAGACCAACUUCUUUAAAAGUGUGGCUUUGAUUCUGUGGGAGCAGCUAAGUGAAGUAACACCUCAGCACCAUCAACGCAGUGUUGAACUUUUCUAUCAACUCCACAACCUUGUCCCAUCCUCCAGUAUCUGCGAGGACGUUAUUAGCAAGCAGCUCAUGCACCGGGAUAAGAGAAUACGACUUGAGGCACAUGUGAAGUUUUCCAUUCUCUGGCACUUGACAAGAGACUUGAACAUGACCAAGUCAUCUCCUUUUAAUCGCACUUUUGAUAGGUCACUCUUCAUUAUGUUGGACAGUCUAUGCUAUUGGGACCCUUGUACCAGUGCCGUGGGUCGAGCUUGGCUGAAUCAAGUCCUUCAGCGCCAUGAUAUUGCCCGAGUUUUAGAGCCACUUUUGCUUCUUCUGCUUCACCCAAAGACCCACAGAGUAUCCAUUCAGAGAGUGCAAGCCCAGCGCUACUGGGCUAGAGUAUUUCCAGCACCCUCUGAACAAGACACUCUUGAUACCUUUUACAACAGAGACUCUGGCUUCUCAGAAAAUGUGAGUCAACUUAAUGGGGGAAGAAUGACACAAGAGGAGCUGCAAUGUUUGGCAUUAAAUGAUAUGGAGCCGUUUUGCCUUACAGUUAACCCUUUGAGUGACAGUCUGUCUUUGUUGAGUCUGAGCAGUGAGAAUUUGCAACUGGCUUGCGAAUACCAACCCAGUGACCAUCAGGGGGAGCCACAAAGCUCUGAGUCGAGUGCCUCACAGUCAUCUACAGUGGAGAACGGCAGUUUUGAAGACCCUGAAGGGGCAAAUAUCACUACAUCAGAGCAGCAGACUGGCUCAUCCGAUUACAUGUCAGACGAUUCAAUUGAAAUGGCAGUGUCCGGCGUUGUGCAAGAGCUAAUUGAAAGAGUUUUAAAUUUAGUAGAUGAGGGAGAAGGAUCAAAUGUGAAUGAAAACUGGCCACAGACUGAUACAGACAGUACUUCUUCAGAUACCUCCACUGGGGUCCAACUUGACCAAGGCCCCCCUCUUGGAUCUAAUCAUCAAACCUUACCUGAAAUGUUAGCUGAAGGCACACUGGAGUUUCUCUCAGUCCCACCAGCUGCAGUAACUACAGAAGACCAGCACAAAGAGGGAAUAACUCGCCACAGCUCUUCCCCUUCAAUUGUAACUUUACCUGAUAGCUUAGAUCCAGCCACUCCUGACCACAGUUUGCACGUGGAUGACCCUCAAACACGCAAACGUAGCCAUAGUAGCACCCAGCUCAGUUUAAAAGGCAAGAUUAUGGAAAAACUAGCCGAUAAAUCUCCUGGCGCUAAACCCAAGAUCAAAAAGUCAAAAAGGAAGGAAGAAGAGAGGCAGAAGAAAGCUGCCAAUCAAAAUGACAAGCUGAGACCUCCAAAUAUUUUCUUUGGGGACAGUCUGGAUUUGGAAAACUGGUACAGCUGCGGAGAAGGAGAGGUGUCAGAGAUUGAGAGUGACAUGGGCUCUCCAAUUGGAGGGUCGGUUGGGCCUGUGGGUGGUGGCACUGUCCCAGGGCGUAGAGCAUCCUCUGCACCACCUCGCUUCAAUAUCCAUCCUCUAUACCAGCACGUUCUGCUAUAUUUACAACUAUACGACUCCUCUCGCACACUCCACGCGUUGUCAGCUGUUGCUGCAAUGUUAAGAGCAGCUCCUUCAGGGUUUGUAAGCGCAAUCUCCACAACUAGCAUCAACAACACCUACACACCACAACUCUCUCUGCUCCAGAAUCUCCUCGCACGUCAUAGAGUAUCAGUAAUGGGCAAAGACUUUUACUGUCCCAUCCCACAAGACUCUCACUCCCAUUCAUUUCGUAGUGCAAUGUAUUUGGAAAUCAUCAUAUCAUUGUGUCUUUAUUUUUUGAGAAGUUAUUAUUCUGCACAUGUGGCUGUUGGUUCGCAGGACUUGGCUGGAAACAGAGCCAUGCAGCUUACCAGUGUUGAGGUUUUGACCCUGCUUUUCAAUGAGCUUGCUAAAGCCACUGGAGGAUCUGCUAAGGGCUUUGCCAGUUUUAUCAGCGAUGUUCUUUCCAAGUGCAAGGUUCAAAAGGUGGUGCUUCAUUGUUUGCUGUCCACAAUAUUCAGUGCACAGAAAUGGCAUGAGCAGAGAGUUGCUGGAGUCAACGUGGCAACAGUGGAAGAAGGCUUGUCAGAAGACAGCAUUAUAAAUCUUUCCGAGGACCAGAUAGAUAGUUGCAGUGCUGUCCAGUCUCAACUGUUAAGAUUAUUGCAGAGUCUGGUUGUCCUUGAGCAUAGGGUGAUGGUGCCAGCUGAGGAGGGGGGAGAAGGAGGUCCUGUGGGGGGAGGGGCAGGGGGAUCUGGCCCGGGCACUGGUUCUGGGGCAGGUUUUGAAAUUCUUGGUGGAGAAGUGGAGCAUGUCAACCCUCAGCAGCCAAUGACAUCGCUGCAGUACCUUCCUGGGCAGCCUAUCACAGCACAGGGUUUGUUUCUGUGCGCGGUCAUCAGGGCGCUCCAUCAGCAUCACUCCUGUAAGAUGCACCCCCAGUGGAUCGGGCUUAUCACAGCCACCCUGCCAUACAUGGGGCGUGUUCUGAGAAGGGUGGUGGCUUCUGUCACUCUACAACUGUGUAGGAACCUAGACAACUUACUGCAGCAGUACCGCUAUGAGACUGGAAUCAGUGAUAGCAGGCCCUCUUGGAUGGCUCUAUGUAUUCCUCCUGAUCUUAUUCUAACUGUACUGGAAGGAGUGACUGCCAUAAUUCACUACUGCCUUCUGGACCCCACUUCCCAAUACCACCAGUUACAAGUGAGUGUAGACCAGAAGCACUUGGCUGAGGCCCGUUCAGGAAUCCUGUCCAUCCUCCACACCAUCAUGUCAUCAGUCACUCUGCUGUGGAGCCUACUUCACCAGGCAGACAGCUCAGAUAAACCAGCUGCUGCUUCUGCGUGCUCAACUUCCAACAUCAAUCUGGGCUCCACUAAGAACCUUCGUCAACAGAUCCUUGAACUGCUGGGUCCGAUUUCCAUGAACCAUGGAGCCCACUUCAUGGCAGCAAUAGCCUAUGUUUGGAACGAACGCAAACAAGUCAAGGCUCCUGUGAGAAAUAAGGUUAUCCCUAUAGCAAGUGAAGAACAGCUGCUCCUGGUUGAGUUGGUUCGUUCUGUGAGUGCCAUGAGGACUGAAACUGUCAUGCAAACAGUCAAAGAGGUUUUGAAACAGCCUCCUGCUAUUGCAAAAGACAAGAAACACCUUUCUUUGGAGGUCUGCAUGUUGCAGUUUUUCUAUGCUUAUGUCCAGAGGAUUCCAAUUUCCAGCCUUGUAGACAGCUGGCCCUCUUUGCUGGCUCUGCUCAAGGAUUCUGUACAGUUGGGCCUGCCUGCCCCAGGACAGUUCCUCAUUCUGGGAGUUUUGAAUGAGUUCAUAUUGAAGAACCCCAAUCUUGAAAGCAAAAAGGACCAACGGGAGCUGCAGGAUGUGACACAUAAAAUAGUAGAAGCAAUUGGGACUGUUGCUGGUUCCUCUCUUGAGCAAACCACCUGGCUGAGAAGAAAUCUGGAGGUGAAGCCAUCUCCUCAGAUUGUUGUGGAUGGAGCCAACUUAGAGACGGAUGUAGAAGAUUUAAUGCUGACAGUGAUGGAGGCUUCCAGCUUCACUCCAUCAGUGUACAGUGUUCAUGCCCUCACUUUGUUGGCUGAGGUAUUGGCUCAUUUAUUGGACAUGGUUUUCUACAGUGAUGAGAAGGAAAGGGUAAUCCCACUGCUGGUUAAUAUUAUGCACUACGUAGUACCCUACCUCCGAAACCACAGUGCUCACAAUGCCCCCAGCUAUAGGGCUUGCAUCCAGCUGUUGAGCAGCCUCAGUGGGUAUCAGUACACCCGUCGGGCCUGGAAGAAGGAGGCUUUUGACCUUUUCAUGGACCAUACCUUCUUCCAGAUGGAUUCCUCCUGUGUCAGUCAUUGGAGAGCUAUUAUUGACCACUUGAUGACACAUGACAAGACAACAUUUAGAGAUCUCAUGACUCGUGUAGCUGUGGCUCAGAGCAGCUCCUUGAGUUUGUUCACAAACCGAGAUGCUGAACUGGAACAAAGAGCCAUGCUGCUCAAGCGUUUGGCCUUUACCAUCUACAGCAGUGAAGUGGACCAGUAUCAAAAAUAUCUACCAGAUAUCCAAGAGCGUCUGGUGGAGAGCCUGCGUCUUCCUCAGGUACCAAUCCUUCAUGCUCAGGUGUUUUUGUUCUUCAGAGUGCUUCUACUGCGCAUGUCCCCUCAACACCUCACCUCUCUCUGGCCAACAAUGAUCACUGAACUGGUUCAGGUCUUUCUUUUGAUGGAACAAGAGCUAACUGCAGAUGAAGAUAUAUCAAGGACUUCUGGGCCUUCUGUGGCUGGACUGGAGACCACUUACUCUGGAGGAAAUGGUUUCUCCACAUCCUACAACAGCCAGCGCUGGCUUAAUCUUUAUCUGUCUGCAUGCAAGCUCCUGGACCUAGCUCUGACUCUUCCUCCUGAGAGCCUCCCACAGUUUCAGAUGUAUCGCUGGGCUUUUAUCCCAGAGGCUUCAGAUGAUUCAGGUUUGGAAGGAAGACGCCAAGGGACUCACCAGAGAGAGUUCAAACCUUAUGUCGUUCGGUUGGCUAAACUUUUGAGAAAGAGAGCCAAGAAAAACCCAGAGGAGGACUCCUCCACUCGCACCUUGUCCUGGGAGCCUGGUCAUCUAAUGCUGACCCUUUAUGUCAUCCGGAGUCUCGAACAGCUACUGCCCUUCUUCAACCUGCUCAGUCAAGUUUUCAACAGCAAAUGCAGCAGCAGAUCAGGCCCUGCCUACAGUCACAACCCCACGGACGCCUCAUUCCCAGGAAACAAGGAGGGACAUAAGCUGGAGAGCCAGAAAGUCUUUUGGAGCAGAGCUAGACAGAACAUUGAGGAGAUGGUGGAGAAAGACUUCCUUGAGGGCCUUAUCAAAACGUAAAAUUAAAUAUACAGAUCAACACUAGUGACAAACCUCAACUUGUACAUGAAAAAUAAGGGAUUAUCAAGGGGAAAUAGUUUGUACAUGUUUUGUAUUUAUUAUAAUUUACUUUUCAAAGCCAUUGUAUUUAAUUUUAAUUAUUUGUAAAUAUGGGGCAGAGCUUUGAAGACUUUUAACAUGUUUCAUGUACAUCCUUCAGGACAAUGUAAAGAUGCUGUGCCAUCCCAUAUUGAUGUGACUUAAUAAAAAUUUCUACGAAGGGUUA